Molecule: messenger RNA, 1152 nt
Organism: Geosmithia morbida
Lineage: Eukaryota; Fungi; Ascomycota; Sordariomycetes; Hypocreales; Bionectriaceae
Exons: 2
Coding region: 1-1152 (383 amino acids)
Source: RefSeq, a predicted model, not a curated record
AUGACAGCAUCUCGAAAGCGCUCCACCCCCGGUGAUCCCGUAGCAGCGGCAGCGCCUAGUCGACGGCGAUCUGGGCGCAUAUCCACGACGUCCAAGGUGAGUAGAUACUUCGAGGCGUCUGAUCCCGAAGAGCCGGCACCAAAGAAGACGAAGAGAGGUGGACGCUCCUCAAGGAAGGUCCAGGAGGAGAUUGGGACACCAGAGGACGAGCAUCGCGAGGAGCAGGACGGCAACGAGGAGGAUGACGAGGAGGAGGUGGAUGAAGACGCGCCCAUGAAGACGAUCAUCAUCCCUCUCGUGAAGUUGCGAGACACGGGCGGUGUAGAGUAUACGGACGACCGGAUACACGACAACACCCUCCUCUUUCUACGCGACCUCAAGGCCAACAAUGACAGGGAAUGGCUUAAAUGUAUCAUCUUUCCUCUCUCCCUCUCUCCCUCUCCCCCCCCCCCCUUUCUCUCUCUCCUUGUGUGCGACGAAAUGACUAACGAAGGGGGAGAAAAAAAAACAGCUCAUGAUGAAGAGUAUAGAAGGGCACUCAAGGAUUGGGAAUCCUUUGUCGAGGUCACCACUCAGACGGUGAUUGACGUGGACGAGACGGUCCCCGAGUUGCCGGUCAAGGACGUAAUCUUUCGUAUCCAUCGGGAUAUACGCUUCAGUAAAAAUCCAACACCUUACAAGCCACACUUUUCAGCCGCCUGGUCCCGAACAGGCCGCAAAGGCCCCUACGCAUGCUACUAUAUCCACUGCGAACCCGGCGGCUCGACUUUCAUCGCCGGGGGGCUGUGGUGUCCCGAGAGGGAGCACCUGGUCCGUCUGCGCGAGCACGUGGACCGGCACCCCAGACGGUGGCGACGGGCCCUGUCCCACCCGGAUUUCCGCCGCGUCUUCUUCCCCCAUCUUCCCGUCGGCGACGACGAAGACGACGGCCGUGCGCUGGUUGACGGCCUCGUCGAGAAGAACAAGGGGCAUUGCCUCAAGAAGGCCCCGAAGGGCUACGAUCCUGUUCAUAGGGACAUCAAGCUCCUCCGGCUCAAGAGCUUCUUCGUGGAGACGCCGGUGGAUGAGUCCGUCUUGUGCCGAGAUGAUGCGCAGAGUAAGAUUGCGGAUAUCGUGAGGGGGCUUUUCCCGUUUGUGAGUGUACUGAAAUAA